GAGUGAGACACGCGCGGCGCACACACGCUACAAGUCGCGGGCAGCGAUAGGUUGUGCCGCAAAGGGGCACUACGAUCGCUCGUGCCGAAACUCGACUCACGAUUCAUUUUCUUUGAAAUUUCGUGCAAUUGCAAAGAAAAAGUGACCGCGGCACAUUGUGACUCAGAGUGCUUGUGAACGUUACAUUUUCACAUAUCGAACGUGUUCACAUUAGUGGAAUGAAAAUCAAAUGUCUGAAAAAGUAAGGAUUACAUGAGCCUGGAAAACUUAAGGCAAAUAUUAAAUCUUCGAGACAUUAAACAUAUCAGAAGAUUAACAAAAAAGUACGAAAAUUUACGAAAAAUAUUUGUAACCGCACUGGUUAAGAUAUAUUUUUGAUAAAAAAAAUAUGUGUUAUCGCGAUUUAUAGAAGAAGGAAUAAUAUUAAUAUCUAAGUUAGUAACAAAUGAGUAUAUUAAGUAGCACAAGAGAAAGAAUAGUAUCAAAAAACAUGGCGCCGAUUAGUUUGAGAAGUAGCUUAAGGAUAUUAUGGACGACGGUGGCAGCAUUGAUCUUCCUCACAAGGAGUAGUGCAGCACCAGCCUUCGGAGGAACAGAUAAAGCUAUGUCUAAUUACGAUUCACACUUCCAGAUGUAUCUAGCUCAAUAUGGCUACCUGAGCCCUUCAGUAAGAAACCCUUCUAGCGGACAUAUCAUGGACGAGAGCUCAUGGCGGCGGGCGAUUGCGGAAUUUCAAAGCUUUGCUGGAUUAAAUACAACAGGUGAAUUAGACGAAGAAACGAUUAACGUGAUGUCAUUGCCGAGGUGUGGUGUUCGCGACAAAGUCGGUUUUGGUGAAAGCCGUGCCAAGCGUUAUGCACUCCAGGGAUCAAGAUGGCGCGUCAAGAAUCUGACAUACAAGAUCUCAAAAUAUCCAUCGCGACUGAACCGUGCUGAAGUGGAUGCUGAGCUUGCCAAGGCCUUCAACGUGUGGUCUGACUACACCGACCUCACCUUUACGCAAAAACGAUCUGGGCAGGUCCACAUUGAAAUCAGAUUUGAAAAGGGAGAGCACGGUGAUGGUGAUCCUUUCGAUGGACCUGGAGGCACCCUGGCCCACGCCUAUUUCCCUGUGUAUGGAGGUGACGCCCAUUUCGACGACGCUGAAAUGUGGUCCAUCAAUUCAAGACGAGGCACCAAUCUUUUCCAAGUCGCUGCUCACGAAUUCGGUCAUUCGUUAGGUUUGUCUCACAGUGACGUCAGAUCUGCUCUUAUGGCGCCCUUCUACAGAGGAUACGACCCUGCCUUCCAACUGGAUCAAGAUGAUAUUCAGGGUAUUCAGGCAUUAUACGGACACAAAACACAACUCGAUAUCGGUGGUAGUUUAGCGCCCAACCCCACUAUUCCACGGGUCACCACGCAACAACCUUCCUCUGAAGAUUCCACGCUGUGUGCUGAUCCCAAAAUUGACACAAUCUUUAACUCUGCUGAUGGAGCUACAUUUGUUUUCAAAGGAGAGAAUUACUGGAAGCUAACCGAAAAUGGAGUGGCAGCUGGAUACCCACGCCUCAUCGCCAGAUCCUGGCCAGGUCUUCCCGGUAACAUCGAUGCGGCUUUCACCUAUAAAAACGGCAAGACCUACUUCUUCAAGGGAUCUAAGUACUGGAGGUAUAAUGGCCAGAAGAUGGACGGUGACUACCCCAAGGAUAUCAGUGAAGGUUUCACCGGUAUCCCAGACAACAUAGACGCAGCCCUCGUAUGGUCAGGAAAUGGCAAAAUCUACUUCUACAAAGGCUCCAAGUUCUGGAGGUUCGAUCCAGCUCAGCGACCUCCCGUCAAGUCGACUUAUCCCAAACCCUUGUCUAACUGGGAAGGCAUCCCGGAUAAUAUUGACGCAGCUUUACAGUACACCAAUGGAUAUACGUACUUCUUCAAGGGUGGAUCUUAUUGGCGGUUUAAUGACAGAAGUUUCAGUGUGGACAUGGACACGCCGUCGUUCCCCAGGUCGAGCGCAUACUGGUGGUUGGGCUGCAGCUCAGCGCCGCGCGGCACAGUCGGAGGUAACGCGCGCCUCACGCACUCCCCAGAAGUCGACGAUGACGUUGGCGAUAUCCUCUUCGAUGCAGGUGUAAAAUCAACCGCUCCCAGAUCAUUCUUCUGGUUCAGGAAAUAGCCCGGAUGGAUGUUCCUGUAUAUUGUACAUAAUAUUACAUAAACAAAGACUCAAUUAGUUAUAGAGGAUAUGAAUACCAGUGAGAUUAUAAGACAAUAGCGGUGAUUUUUAUACCGGCAGUCAUGUCACGCGCUGUGUAUGGCGCCGAUGACGCGGGUGGGAACCGUAGGGGGAACAGUGGGGCAGUCACGACUUCGCCCGGUACAUGGAUGGUGCUUAGUUUAGCGCUGGCGUUUACGCUUACCUCCACAGUGCGCGCCUAGCGCAAAGGAACACUGCGUCUCUCUCUGUGAUCGUGUGCGUGUGUGUGUGUGUCUGUAGUGUUCGAUAUAUUGUGUAUAGCGAACGCCAUACUGUUGACGAGUGCGAACUUUUAUACUGUUGCGAGAACAAUAAUUUAAUUCGAAGUCAUAGUUUUUAUACUUAAUAUAAAUAGAUGAUGUAAGCUCGAGUGUGAUAUUGAAUUAAGAGAAGUAUUUGUAUUAAAUCAUUUAAACAAA
This is a messenger RNA of Zerene cesonia (dogface butterfly), 2652 nucleotides long. RefSeq names its product matrix metalloproteinase-14 (gene Mmp1). Gene Ontology annotation, cellular component: extracellular matrix. The coding region runs from base 446 to 2152 and encodes 568 amino acids. Gene Ontology annotation, molecular function: metalloendopeptidase activity; zinc ion binding. NCBI's taxonomy places the organism in Eukaryota, Metazoa, Arthropoda, Insecta, Lepidoptera, Pieridae. Gene Ontology annotation, biological process: proteolysis; collagen catabolic process; extracellular matrix organization. The record is from RefSeq and is a predicted model, not a curated record. The transcript is spliced from 14 exons.